AUGGCUUGUGUUGCUUUGACAUCUCUGAUGGCAACAAUUAAGCUAGAGUUUCUGCAAUCAAAUCCAAGGGUUCCUCUUGAUGAUGAAGGGUUUAUAUCAAUUGAAUCUUUGUAUGAAAAGCUUUCAUCUUUGCAAGCUUUUCUGCAGGAGAAACCCAAGAGUGGCGUUGCAAUCAGAGAUUUGGAAAUGAAGAUCAGAGACUUCGCACUAGAUGUGGAAGACCGCAUAGAAAUACAACUAAGCAACUUUCUUCUGGCCAAGAAAAACGGAGAAGAAGAUCAACAACAAACUUCACAGGAACUCCAUCAAACCUUGCGAGAAGCAGCGGAAAACGCAGCAGAUUUGCUGAUGAAAGUUAGCCACAGCAUAAUAAUAUGCAAUGAAGCAGAUCAGCAGGUGGUCAACGAAAGUCAACGACCACCGAUUCCUUGUUUAAAACAUGUUUCGGCUAAUUCGGAUACUCCGAUGUUUGAGGUGGGCAGAAUGGUCGGCCGUGGCCGUGAUCAUAAGCUGAUAAUGGACCAACUCGAGAGGCAUCCCUUUGAUGGACUAAAACUAAUCUCAAUUGUUGGGAUGACCGGCAUAGGAAAGACAACUUUAGCUGCAAGUGUCUACAAUGAUCCAAAAAUUGCAUCCCUUUUCCAGGUAAAGUUUUGGGUUACUAUGUCUGGGAAAUACAACAAGAGCCAAAUGCUAAUGGAGAUUCUUCGGACACUAGUCGAGGCAGAUGAUGAAAUUAAAGAGGGAAGCAUUCCUGAUGAUGUAGCAGCUAAGCAGGUAUACGACUUCUUGAGUGGUAAGAGGUAUCUAAUUGUUUUGGAUAACUUGUGGAACAAUGAAGCUUGGGAUGAUAUCAAACAAUGUUUUCCUGAAACAUGGAUAGGAAGUCGCAUAGUGCUAACCACUACGCAUUUUAGGAAGGGAAAUAAUGCUUUCAAAUACAGCUAUAUCCAUAACAUGGAUUUGCUAAAUUCAGAAGAAAGUUGGGAUUUAUUUUGUAAUAAUCCUUUUCUAGAGCAACAUAUGGCACCUAAGUUUAAAAAAAUUAGGAGCCAAAUUGUUGAGAAAUGUGAAGGGUUGCCGCACUCAGUUCUUGUAGUUGCAGAACGUCUAUCUAAGUGUGACAACAUAAAACAAGAAUGGAAGAAGGUUGAAAAGGAAAUAGAGUUGCUUGGGGUUCUAGAUAGCAAGGUACUCACCUUCACUUUCCACCAAUUGCCGCAACAUUUGAAAGUUUGCUUUCUAUAUUUUGGGGUUUUUCCAAAACGUAGUGCAAUCAAAGUGAAACUACUCAUUAGGUUAUGGAUUAGUGAGGGAUUUAUUGAGCCAUUGAAGCAUAAGGAGUUAGAAGAUCAAGCUUAUGAGUAUUUAGAAGAGCUCAUUGAUAGAAGUCUUAUUCUAAUUGACAAUUGGAGUUUGUCUGGAAAAGUUAAGAAUUGUAGGAUGCAUAGUGCCUUACAUAGCUUUUGUGAAGAUGCUGAAGUAUAUGUAUCUUUCAAGUUGCUAAGAGUUUUGGCUUUUGUUCCAUCUUCAUUUCUUCAAAGAGUGCCGGCACGCUUAGAAGAUUUAGUUUUUUUGAGAUACUUAUCUGUUACAGAAUGGUUUGAGGGCCUUGAUUAUGUAGUGUCAACAAAUCGAAACUUGCAGACACUUGUUGUUUCUAGUAAAGAAUAUGAACUUCGAGCUCCUACUCUCCAUUUGCCUUCUACAAUUUGGGACUCACCGCGAUUACAAUAUCUUGAACUUGACAAUUCAUAUGUCAUUGAUCCUCCAACCGUUGUUAAAGAUAAUAUGCAAACAUUAUCUUGGGUGUGUCUAACUCAUUGCAGAACAGGAGUAUAUUCCAAGUUUCCAAACAUUAAAAAAUUGAAGCUUUUUGCAUCUGGCAGCAAUUCUACUAUUAUUUUGGAUAAUCUUGAACGACUUGAGAGACUAACAAUAAUUUCAGUUGCAUUUGGAUGUGUUGUAACCCUUCCAAAACCAUCUUUGUUUCCUUCCCAACUAAAGAAGUUGAGGUUGGACGGUACUAACCUUUCAGAGAGGGAUUUAAUGGUAAUUGCCAGGUUGCCUCGACUUGAGAUUCUUAAGUUGGAAAAUGCCUUCCAUGGAAAAGUAUGGGAAGUAGAACGAGGAGGAUUUAAGCAACUAAAAUUCUUGCUUCUUGAAAAUAAAACGCUCACGCAAUGGAGAGUUGGUGGAUGGAGAGUUGGUGGAUAUUCAUUUCAAUGUCUUAAGCGCUUAGUCCUAAGAUUUUGUUAUUGUUUGGAAAAAAUCCCUCGAUAUACAUCUAACUGCGAAUCAAUUGAGUUGGAGCAUUGUUGUCCUUCAGUCAUUGCUUCAGCAAAAUGGUUUCUACAAUUUCAACGCUGGAGGGGAAACAAAAAUUUUGAGAUCAAAAUCAAUGGAGUUAAAUAUGAUGAAUCGGAGUGUACACACAUAGAAGAGUGUAUACCUUCAGAUGCUGAAUGACAAGGAAAGAGGAUAUCUGGGGGGAAAAAAUCUCAAGUCGAAGAAUCAAAUACAAG
Messenger RNA from Ipomoea triloba (trilobed morning glory), 2525 nucleotides. RefSeq names its product putative late blight resistance protein homolog R1B-16. NCBI's taxonomy places the organism in Eukaryota, Viridiplantae, Streptophyta, Magnoliopsida, Solanales, Convolvulaceae. Gene Ontology annotation, molecular function: ADP binding. Bases 1 to 2469 code for a protein of 822 amino acids. Gene Ontology annotation, biological process: defense response to other organism. The transcript has 7 exons. The record is from RefSeq and is a predicted model, not a curated record.